UGGUGUUGAUGCUGGUCCAAGAAACAAAACCUACUCUGGACCAGUUUAGGUUUCCACUGUUUACUGACAUGGUGAUACAAUCCAGAACCAGCUUCAUGAUAGUGAAAAUUCCGAGCUGAACCUCAAGUUACAUCGAUAAGCUCCAAAUCCUGGUUCUACCGGGUUCCACACACCGCGGCUCUUUCCUCCUCUUCGCGCCGACCCUCGCGCUCCGUCGGCGGCAUGUCGUGGACCAACCCCGCGGUGCUUCAGGCCACCAGCCGCCUGUGCGGCAGCGGUGGAUCUAUGCCGCUGCCGCGGCUACACCAGGAGCUGCUGCAGCGCUGCAACAUCUCCGAGGAAGACUUCAUCUUCAUCAUCAAGGGCUGUGAGCGUUUCCUGCUGGUCCGCGGACCCGCUGGGGACUACAGCGUGGUGGCCCGGACGUCGCUGCGCCUCUGCCGGAGCUACGGGCGCAAGGAGCCGUGCGAGAGCUGCCAGCACCUGCACCUCUGCAAGUUCUUCAUCUACGGAACCUGCAGGUUCGGAAAGGGCAGGUAUCCCUGUAAAUUCUCCCACGAUGUCCACUCGGAUCAUAAUUACAAAUUACUGAGAGAGUGCACGCUGCAGGACCUGAAGGAGGAGGAACUGUUCCUGCUGCUGCUGCAGAACGACCCCACUUUGCUGCCAGAGGUGUGUUUGCACUACAACAAGGGCUCGGGUCCUCACGGCAACUGCACCUUCCAGGAGAACUGCACCAAAGUCCACCUGUGUCGGCACUUCGUUCAGGGCGACUGCAUGUUCGGAAACAAAUGUAAGCGGCAACACGUCGUGGACGAAGGCAGCCGCAGGAUGCUGGAGGAGCGAGGACUGAGCAGAGACAUCAUCAACAACCUGCCCUUCAUCUACAGGAACGUCCAUCACAUCGCCGCUGCAGGUGCAGGUGUAGAGGCCGAUUCUUCCUGUAAAUCAGCUCAAGCUGUCGAGACGAGGGAGAUCUGUUUACACUUCAUCAGAAACAGCUGCAAGUUCCACGAAAACUGUCGGCGUGUCCACUUCCGCCUUCCUUACAAGUGGGAAGUGUUGGACAAUGGCACCUGGACAGACCUGGAGGACAUGGAGGACAUCGAGCGAGAUUUCUGCGACCCGGCUAAAACCCACAGCAGUGGAUUUCAACCCGUGGACUUCCUGUCGAUGACAUGCGGGUCACUGCCUGUCCGCCGUCUCUCCACCAUCUCCUCGGUAACCAAGCCGCCUCACUACAGCCUGACGACCCAGUGGCUGUGGUACUACAAAGGGGAUCAAGGGAGCUGGGUGGAGUAUGGCCAGCUGGAUGACAAGCAGCGCUCCACGUCGGCAACGUCCCAUACAUUGGAGGAGGCCUUCCUGUCUGAUGGAGAGGCCGAAGUCAAAGUGGUGAAAGGACAGAGACAGUACAUCAUCAGCUUCACAGACAUGUACCAGAGGAACCCCAAACACAAGACCAAGAGGAAGGUUCGGCGUCGGCCCCGCUUUGUCUCCAUGGCCGAGGUGGACCGCCUGGUGGCUGAGCAGACCACCUGAGCUCCAGCUGGCCUGGUGCCUCAUCCUUCUUCCUCCAUCCUGGAGUCUAGCCGUCGUGUCUACUGUAACUUCAGAUCUGAUGAAACUUGUUCAUGCUGUGUUCUGCAGCCACUCGGAAUGAUCGGAACUCCAAUGGAAGCUUAAAGUCAGAUUUUCUCACCAACGCAUCUAUCUAUCUAUCUAUCUAUCUAUCUAUCUAUCUAUCUAUCUAUCUAUCUAUCUAUCUAUCUAUCUAUCUAUCUAUCUAUCUAUCUAUCUAUCUAUCUAUCUAUCUAUCUAUCUAUCUAUCUAGUUAGUUAGUUAGUUAGUUAGUUAGUUAGUACGUACUACUUGUUUAUAGCCUUCCAACAGCAUCAUCCUCCUGUUAACCUCAUUCUUUAUUGGAAGCUUGAGAACAGAAACCAGAGGAGGACCCGUACUCAGUAGGAAUUCAUGGGAUUUCCAUCACAAGCAGCAACCACGUUGUUUACAAGAUGACAUUAAGGACUUUGCAUCAA
This is a messenger RNA of Melanotaenia boesemani (Boeseman's rainbowfish), 2039 nucleotides long. RefSeq names its product poly (ADP-ribose) polymerase family, member 12b (gene parp12b). Lineage: Eukaryota; Metazoa; Chordata; Actinopteri; Atheriniformes; Melanotaeniidae. The coding region runs from base 223 to 1542 and encodes 439 amino acids. The transcript has 8 exons. The record is from RefSeq and is a predicted model, not a curated record. Gene Ontology annotation, molecular function: metal ion binding.